UUAUUCUCAUUCUUUCUUUUUUGUAUCAUCAAUUAAUCAAUUAAUUAAUCCUUAUUUUAAUUAUGCCUUAUUUUGAUCAUCAAAUGGCAACAAGUAUAUCGGAUUCACCAUCCGAUUCACAAUCUGGUUCGAAAAGUUCAAAAAAAGAUAAAGUAUUACGAACGGUUGCUAUUUCGAAUAAAAAAACAGAAAAAAUGACAUCAAAAGAUCCGGAUGCAAGUAUAACAUCAAAAUAUAAAACAAAUAUUGAUCUAAGAAAAUUAAUGUUUAUGAGAAAUUUAUUAAAAGCUGAAAUUGAAAAUCUUAACAAAACAAAAGGAGCAUUACCGAUUGAUAAUAAUCCUAAUUAUGAAAAAUUUACCUAUGAUAAAGCAAAAGUUGUUUCAAAAGAUGAUGAUUCACAAUAUUUUGAAGCACAAAAUAGUGAAUAUCCUGGUCAACCACUUGGUUGUACAGUAUAUGAUUCAAAAGCCGGUAUUGAUCCAAAUUCAUUAUAUUUAAGAAUAUUAAGACAUUUAGGUAAAAAACAUCAAUCAAUACUUGCAACAUGGGAUUUAUUUGUUAAUGGUGAUAAUAAUAUUGAAAUAUUUCAAGAAGCAUGUUCAGUUGGUAAUUUAGAACAAUUUGUACAGAAAGAAACAUUGAAUGAAAAACAAAUUUCAUUAUAUGCAUUUCAAUUAUUAAAGGGUAUGGAUUUUCUUGGUGAUAUUGGUAUUGCACAUCGUGAUAUACAACCAAUCAAUAUAUUAUUAAGACCAGCACAAAAAGAUAAUUUUAUUAAAAUAACUAAUUUUCGUAAAGCAAUCAUUUAUUGGGAUGUAUCCGAAAAUGAUGUUAUCUAUACACCAUGUGAACCGAAAGAAAAUCAAAAUAAUAAAAAUUAUCAGGCACCAGAAAUAUAUGGUGAUCCAUCAAAAGAAGAAUUUGAUCCAAUCAAAGCCGAUACAUGGUCAUUUGGUGCUGUUGUUUUUUUUAUGAUAUCAAAAGAAUAUCCAUAUAAUGUUGGUUCAAAAUCUGAUGAUCUGGAAAAAGAAAUUGCUGAUAAUGUUGAUAAAUUAACAGUAGCAGCAAGUGGUAAAGAUUUAUUGAAAGCAAUAUUGAAAGCAAAUGCAGAAGAAAGAAUGCCAAUUGGUUUUAUUGAAAAAAGUGCAUGGUUAGCUGAAGCUAAAAAAACUAAAAUGAAAAUGAUUGUUGAUAAAAAUGCACCUGCAGGAGGUGCAAAAGGUAAAGGUGCUGAUUUUGGCAAAUCAAAUAUAUUUGGUCGAGUAUCUGGAUUUAAUUCAACAGCAUCAUCGAAAAAAUCUAUGUCAUCAAAAUCUAAAUCAAUGUCAAGCAAAUCAAAAUCAAAAUCUGGAGCUUCGUCAAAGUCAUCAUCAAAAUCCGGAGCUUCGUCCAAGUCCUCAUCGAAAUCCGGAGCGGAAAGUGGAGAAGAGUCGGGAAGCGAUUCUGAAUCAAGUGAAAGUGAUUCAACCUCUGGUUCAUCCUCGAAAUCUGGAGCAUCAUCAAAGUCAUCAUCGAAAUCGGGAGCUUCGUCCAAGUCAUCAUCCAAAUCCGGAGCGUCCUCGAAGUCAUCAUCGAAAUCCGGUGCGGAAAGUGGGGAAGAGUCUGGAAGCGAUUCUGAAUCAGGUGAAAGUGAUUCAACCUCGGGUUCAUCAUCGAAAUCUGGAGCAUCAUCAAAGUCAUCAUCGAAAUCCGGAGCUUCGUCCAAGUCAUCGUCAAAAUCCGGAGCGUCCUCGAAGUCAUCAUCGAAAUCCGGAGCGGAAAGUGGGGAAGAGUCGGGAAGCGAUUCUGAAUCAGGUGAAAGUGAUUCAGCCUCUGGUUCAUCCUCGAAAUCCGGAGCAUCCUCGAAGUCAUCAUCGAAAUCUGGAGCUUCGUCAAAGUCAUCAUCAAAAUCCGGAGCUUCUUCUAAGUCAAAAUCAGGAGCGGAAAGUGGAGAAGAGUCAGAAGACGGAUCUGAAUCAAGUGAAUGUAAUUCAGCCUCUGGCUCAUCCUCGAAAUCCGGAGCUUCGUCAAAAUCAUCAUCGAAAUCCGGUGCUUCGUCUAAGUCAAAAUCUAAAUCCGGAGCUUCUUCCAAAUCAGGAUCAACAAGCGGAGAAGAUAGUGGUGCCGAAAGUGGAAGCGAAAGUGCGAGUGGCGCAUCAUCAAAAUCUUCGACAAAGUCGACAUCAAAAUCGGCAGCUUCGUCCAAGUCAAAAUCAAAAUCUUCGGCAUCAUCAAAAUCUGUGUCGAAAAAAUCUAAAAAGAAAUAAGAAAAGUAGAUCAUUAAUAGAUAAAAAAUCGC
This is a messenger RNA of Dermatophagoides pteronyssinus (European house dust mite), 2281 nucleotides long. RefSeq lists its product as uncharacterized. Gene Ontology annotation, molecular function: ATP binding; protein kinase activity. Gene Ontology annotation, cellular component: nucleus. NCBI's taxonomy places the organism in Eukaryota, Metazoa, Arthropoda, Arachnida, Sarcoptiformes, Pyroglyphidae. The record is from RefSeq and is a predicted model, not a curated record. Gene Ontology annotation, biological process: protein phosphorylation.